Molecule: messenger RNA, 5108 nt
Organism: Triplophysa rosa
Lineage: Eukaryota; Metazoa; Chordata; Actinopteri; Cypriniformes; Nemacheilidae
Gene: nufip2
Product: nuclear FMR1 interacting protein 2
Exons: 4
Coding region: 71-1981 (636 amino acids)
Cellular component (GO): cytoplasmic stress granule; nucleoplasm
Molecular function (GO): RNA binding
Source: RefSeq, a predicted model, not a curated record
GCAAAUGUAUCAACUCCCCUCGUCCACCGAGCACCGGUUGAGCACAUACUGUCACUUGCGUUACUGUUAAAUGGAGGAACGUCCCUGUGAAGGGGCAACAGGAGUAUAUAUAAGUCAUGGAGCAGAAAACGCACCGGAUCGAUCGAACAUAUCGAUAAACAAUGAUCAGAACCACUGUCAGCUCCAGAACGAGAAAACGCAGACGAAGAAAACAGAAAAUGGCAAAAUAAAUGGAACUCUGAAGGAGGGAGAGGUGACUCCCACAUCCUUUAACCCAGACAGCUCCCCGCUCCCUGCAAACAGCAAUGGCGACAGACACCUGCUAGAAUUCAACGUGAAACCCAAGCCCACUCGACGGGUCUUCCUCAGCUACUCGACAGGGGACAGAAAAGGUAGAAACGCUUGCAGAAACAGUAUGGACUUCAAAAAUGACAAGUCCUCAGAGCUAAAAACAAUCGAGGGCAAAAAAGAGGUUUUGGCUUCGCUGAACGGUGUGGUGUCGCUUAACUCUGUACCACUUACCAACGGUUACCCCGGCAAACCUGGAGCUGACAAUGAUGGAAGUGGCUCAGAGAGUGGAUACACGACUCCCAAAAAGCGUCGGGCCCAAAGGAAUGGCAAAGCUGGGGACAAUGUGACUGCUUCUACCCAGGGAAAAGCCAUGCAGCAGGGCAGCAAACAAGACCAUGGGUCUGCGGCACCAGAGUCAGCCGACAGAGCCUCUCAGGUGGAGAGCGGCAGAGCCGGUUCAAAAGCAGAAGGUUGCUACGUAAAAGCCAAGGAACAACCCGCCACCCCACCUCCUCCACCAGCGGCCGAACUUCAACGCAAGAACUCAGACAGCAAAGCCACUGGCAAGAAGUUUGAAGAACGGUCCAGCAAAGCUAAGGUGGCCACGUCCACCAAAGAGGACUCGUGGACCUUGUUCAAGCCUCCGCCUGUUUUUCCUGUGGAUAAUAGUAGCGCUAAGAUUGUGCCUAAGAUCAGUUAUGCAAGCAAAGUGAAGGAGAACCUCAACAAGACUGCCCAAACUGGGGGGGAGGCUCUCACUCCUGCUCCCCAGGUGCCUGGGAGACCGCCACAGGUCCCCAUGUCUGCGGUGAAAACCAUCACUUCAGCUAGCUUUACCAACGGUCCCCUGCCAGGGGAAGGGAAUGGCUGUCCCUUACCCGGACCCCAUUUCAGCUCAACGGCAAGCACUGGUCCUCUGGUGUCCCCAGCUGUUCCCGCUGAGAAUGUAGCAUCUCCCCCUGGCUGUGCUAGUACCGCCGUUGGAAGUUCCACCACCUCUUUGACUGAGCCCAGGAAGGCCAGUCUGUUUGUUUACCCCAAUAUGCAACUUUCGCUCCCUAGCGGCCGCCAAGCCGACCCCCCUGCUGCUCCGACAAAUCAGAAGUCUCUGGGGGACAUUUUUCAGAAUCAGUGGGGCUUGUCCUUUAUCAACGAGCCUAGUGCUGGUCCAGAGACCGUGGCUUGUCGUUCAAACGGAAAGGACGUGAUGGUGGAGGUGAGCUUUCAGGGAGACUGUCCAGCUGCCGUGGCCGCUCAGACCUCCGGUACCUCUCAGAGACUGGAUCAACCGCCCUUCUCCAAGGCUCACGAGCCGGAAAAACGGACUAACGCUCAGAAUCUGAGCAGAGGUGCCGCUGUGGCGAGCGGGUCCGUACCCGAGACCUCUGUCCUCGACCUGGAAGCCCUGAAAGAUGAGACGGGGGUUCAUGGUGCAAUAGUGUUUUGUUCUUCCUCUAAGGACGUUUGUGCCGAGCUGCCUCCCACCUCACCGGCUGCACCUAAGGUGGCUUUGGCCAAGGACCAGGUUCUUACUAAGGGCUUUGACAGGAGGUCUAGCUGGGGGACGUUUGAUCUAAAAGCUGCUGUAAUUUAUCACACUAAAGGAAUGGAAUAUAUUUUGAAUUUGCAAAAACAAGAUCCAAAUCGAGUAGUCCUCUACAGCGAGUCAUGGGAUGGACCUGCUCAAUGAAGCUGCAUCUGGACACUAUAUCUCAGCUGAACUCUGCUGCAAAAGAUGUGCUUGAGGAACAAGACUGCUGCCUCUGAACAUCCCGAAUCGGAACUAAUCCAAUCUUAAGAUGGUUUAGAAAGGACCUUGUUACCAGUAAGCAGUCAAGGCGAGAGGAAACAAGAGAGUACGCUUAAGAAAACGGGUUAGAUGAUUUUAGUGUAUUAGAAUGGAAGAAACUGAGCUGUUGAACUGAACUCUAAUGCGCAUAUGUUGCUGAAGACAAUUUGGAUGACUUUUGGGGACGUAAAACCCACAUGUCAAACAUAACUCAAACUUUGGACAAAAGCUUCUCCUUUAAGUACUCAUGGACCUAAGAGAGCUGUCUUCAUCUCCAGCCUCCUGGGGAAGAGGAUACGUUACCACGCCUCCUCGUUCACACUCUUAAAAUCAAACGAUGUAGACUCAAAGUGGUUUUGUGUGCAUACACAUUGAAUUCCUCGAUCUCAAGUGUUGCUCUCUAGUGAAAUAACAUACUGUGGCCAGAUGAACAUGGCUUUUUUUGAGAUUCAGGGGCAUCCAGCUACAUCCAUGUCUGAGGGGGCAGGUCGCCUCUGGGAUGAAUAAUUGUCUUAAUUUAAUUUCUGGACAAGACCGAGUCUUGUUAGUGAGGUGUCUCCUUUUUCUUUUCAUUGAGCAGGUUUUUGAGGUACACUUUGAUUGGGAAACUGUAGUGUGCAUGUGCAGUAUGCCGCUCUGUGCGUCCUCUUUUGAAAGAAUUCAAAGUGCUAUCGUUCAGUGGUCUUACUGUUGUCCGUUCACGUUUCUGACAGCCAUUCACUUUUCUUGCUCAUUGUGGGAGCGUAUAAACUGAGGGCAGGGCUGUAACGUUUUUUUUUUUGGAGCGUUUUUAUGUUUUUAAAUAACAGGUAGGACCCUGAAGACUAAUCGCUAGAUGUGCCACUCUUUACACCGUUGCUUUAGCUCCGGCGCUGAUAGGUACAGUACGUCGCAGGUAUUUUAGAAGUGUUUUAAAAGUUGGUUAUGCUCUUCCUGUCGAUUAGUUCUCUAGAGCUGCUUGUCUACUUGGGGUUUUUGUUUUUGCCCAAAUAGACAAUACUAACUCCAAUUAUGUUGUGGAGGUGUGUCAUUUCGGAGCAUACCAGAGAACGCUUGCUAGAUCCGGACUUUAUAUUUUACUAGCCCCGCAUCUAUGGUUAGCUUUUUAUUGAGCCCCGCGAGUCAAACUAGUCACACUUAAUGGACUUAAUGGCGUAUAUUUUAGUUUUUUUAGCUUAUCAAUUAUAUAUUUGCUUAAGCACACGAGCCUCAUCGAUAGAACCGCUGUUGACAGGAUUUCUGCCUGUAUACGUCAUCUUUCUCAUGUCAGAAAAUGCAUUCUGAAGUCUAUCCUCUGUUGUAUCAUUUCACAAAUUAAUUGAUUUAUACAUAAAAUCAGUAGCACUUUAAGUAUUAUGUUUUUGAAUUGUAUUUCCUUAAAUGUUGACAUAUCUGUACGUGUUUGAAAUUCUAGUAAUUAAUCAUAGGCUACUAACUUCAACUUCUACCUAAGGACUGUCGGUCCACAAUCUCGAAAGAAAAUAAAGAAAAUCAUUUAAAAAAAGGUAAAAGAAAGAAAAUGAAAAAGACGCUCAGGUAGAUUUAGGGCAGUGUUAUUCUAUCUAACAAAAAUGCACCAACAGUGUUAUUGCCAAAAAUGAAAAGAACGUCCCAUGUUUGUACCAGCUGUUUUUAAAAUGUUAACCUUUAAGGGAACCGAUUUCAGUUUUGACUGAGAGCCAAGCUUACAUCUUCACAGGCAUCAAAAUGGUUUCUGUACAUGACCACAAGACACUGCCAGGUGAAAAGAUGCAAGUACACAUGGACAAAGUUAACCACACUACGUAUCUAUGUUUUUUUUUAUGUGUCUGCUCGAGUUUCAAAAAGCAGCGUGUGCAGGUUUCCAUCGUGGACAGAACCUGGAACGUGUUGCUGUAGUUAUUAAUCAAGUUUCUCUUCUUGAGCUGUCCGAUGUCUUUAGUGUAUGUUGGUUUAAAGCGUCGGCCUGAUGAUAAAACCGUUUGUUUUGAAGUUCUGCUUUAUCUUCUCUAAUUCCGGUUGGAUUCCACUUAAAAUCAGCUUUGUGCAAUGUAGAGAAAUCCUGCUUAUUUCUUGGCUUUUUUAGACGCUCAUCACUUUAUGGCUUCACUUGAGUUUUUAUUGUAGUUAAUAAUUGUCGUUAAAUGGCUCGCGAAGAGCAUUCCUAGUUUGUUUUUCUUUUCUUUUGAUAUCCAAGGGAUUUGCUUAAGGAGUUACUGAUGUAGGCAUAAUUUAUAACCAUCUGUUAUUAAGUUAAUCAUGAAAUACCUCUGUGAACACGUGUUGUCCCGGUAUCCCUGUUUUCACCCUGUCGUAGUCAUGAUUUUCAUUGUAAACCCUGUCAACAGAAUGAACUACGUCAUGAAACUAAACUCCAGGGGUCAGAUGCACAUACAGAGGUUCUAUGCAUUGAACAGAGCCAAGUUUAUAGUUUGGAGGGGGGUUGCACAUUAGCUUAAUUUACUCGAUUCAAAUAAGCACUUAUUACCCCGCAAAUGCUAUCAUUGCAAUAUAAAUUAUUUACACAAAAGAUCUUUAGCUGCCCUUAUCUAGUGUUUAAAGCAAUGAAAGCAUGUACAGGUGGGAGAGAGGUACAGAUGUACUUGAUGGGUUUGAUUGCAAAAUCUGUAACAAGAAAAUGGCAUAUUCAUGUGUUCUCUUGGUGUAUGAAUGUGUUUUCUCGUCCUGUCCUUACAACUCAACUGGUUUUGCGUGUGGAUGCAUAUAUGUGUGUGUUCGUGUGCAAGCAUGUGUAUUCGUCCUCAUCCAUACGCUCGAUUAUAUGCAAGUUAAUAUUGCGAACUGUUUAAGUUCAGGGUGCCUGUGUUAAGCGAUAUAUUAAAUGGAAUCACAUCAGAACAUGAAACACUUGCUUUUCCUUAAUUCCCUCCCCAGCGAUCUUCAGUUGUGCCAUGUUUUGACUGUUAAAAGUUUUAAUUAAUAUUUCAUUUUUAUGUUGCUCUCUCUGAAUUACCUACAGUGGACACAAAGAGGGGGUUACAUUUAUGUCUCAAAAAACUUUGUCACUGCUAAUAAACUUGAAAAAGAU